Molecule: messenger RNA, 3410 nt
Organism: Scheffersomyces stipitis CBS 6054
Lineage: Eukaryota; Fungi; Ascomycota; Pichiomycetes; Serinales; Debaryomycetaceae
Gene: ATC1
Product: alpha,alpha-trehalase
Exons: 1
Coding region: 159-3410 (1083 amino acids)
Biological process (GO): trehalose catabolic process
Cellular component (GO): fungal-type cell wall
Molecular function (GO): alpha,alpha-trehalase activity; carbohydrate binding
Source: RefSeq, a predicted model, not a curated record
UCUUAACUUUACCUGCAGUUUCAGCCUGCUGCAAGGUCUAUUUGAUAAACCUUCUUAAUUUGGUUUGUGAAUCUAUUUGAUUAUUCCGUGAUUAGUUUCUCCGCUUACCUUAUCUGACUUUCUCCCAUAGGACUUUCGAUGUCUGUACUAUAAAUACCAUGGUUGUUGUGUCGAAGUGGCGCUUUUCGGAUGUAAUUCAUACCGUUUGUGACACUAUUGUCGAUACUUUCUAUCGAAAACAAGCUUUUGUCAAGACUAUGGUGUUUGUCAAUGUUGGAUUGAUUUUGCUCCUUCACUGGUACUUUGUCUCGCUUCUGCAAGCUUUCCCGCUCCAGCUCCGCAACCAUGUUCCAGGCACCGUGACACAUGAGCUGGUGGCCGAGGAAAGAGCUAGACACUUGAAACUCGUUAACAGCCCUCAAAACAAAGCCGUGUACACCCAGUUGAAGUAUGCCGCCAACGCCUUUUUUGAUGUAGAUACGAACACUAUAGGAACUACCCACUUUACACCGUAUAACCAGUAUCAGCGACAACCCUAUGUAGCCAAUGGUUAUAUCGGUGCAAGAAUUCCGAAUUUGGGACAAGGAUUCACGUAUGAUCAGAUCAGCGACUCAGCAGAUGCUACGAACGAUGACUUGCUCAAUGGAUGGCCCCUCUUUAACGAGCGCUACUCGGGUGCAUUUGUUGCAGGCUUCUUUGACAUCCAGAAAAACACCACGGGAACGAAUUUUCCUGAGCUUUUAGCCAAUGGCUACGAAUCUGUUAUUGCCUCAGUUCCACAAUGGACUACCUUACAAGUCAGCACUAUAAAGGAUGGAGUUGACUUCUCCUUGGAUCCAGUAAACUCUGUAGAUAUGAACAAUGUCAUCUCCAGUUAUGGUCAAAACUUGUCUCUUGUGAACGGAAUCGUCACCACAGAAUACACCUGGCUCGAUGAUAUCAGAAUCAAGUACAAGAUCUUGGCUCACAGAAAAGAAAUCAACCUUGGACUCGUAGAGUUGUCUAUUUCCAAUAUGGGUAACACUUCGUUGACUUUCAAUGUAACUGAUGUCUUGGACGCUUCUACAGCCCAACGGUCUCAGCUAACAGGUGUAAACUCGGAUGGUAAGGGCAUUUACAUAACCUUCCUGCCCAACGAACUCAACUACAUUAAUGGUGCCAUAUAUUCAACGUUGCAUGUGGAAGAUGGUUCAUCUAUACAGCUGUCUUCUUCAACCUCCAAAGUUAGUCAAUAUGUCGAAGUAACUGUAAAUCCUGGUCGUACUUCCAGAGUUGUCAAGCUUGUCGGAGUAGCGACGACUGAUUUAGAUCCUCGUAAUCUAGAUUCGCUUGAUAAAGUACUUGCAUUCGCCAAAAAGGUAUCUCAGACUUAUACGAAUGCAGACGAUGUUGUCGAAUCUCAUUUGGUAGCUUGGGCUCAAACUCUUGAGUCCACUCCAGCAAUUACAUUUGCUGAUGACAGACUACUCACAUUGGCCAGUAGAGCUUCACUCUUUCAUCUUACAGCCAAUACUAGGCCUGAUGCCAAUGGCGUUACCGCUGCUAUGGGUGUAGCUGGUUUGAGCUCAGACAGUUAUGCUGGGAUGGUCUUUUGGGAUGCAGAUAUAUGGAUGAUGUCUGGAUUGUUACCAUUCAUACCAUCUCACGCAAAAAGUAUUGUCAAUUACAGAAUGCAUACUCAUGAUCAGGCUAUCAAGAACUUACCAGAGGGUGCCAAGGGUGCAGUGUAUCCGUGGACCUCUGGCAGAUUUGGUAAUUGUACUGCUACUGGACCCUGUCUAGACUAUGAAUACCACAUUAACGUAGCUGUGGCAAUGUCAGCCUGGCAGCUUUACUUGAGCGGUGCAGCUGACGAACAAUUCUUAGCGGAUGUUGUCUAUCCAUUGGUAAACGAUGCCGCCGAAUUCUUUGCCGAUUAUGUUGUCACCUACGACGAUACAUUGAAACAGUUCACUACGCAUAAUUUGACUGAUCCUGAUGAAUAUGCAAAUCACGUCGAUAACGGAGCAUAUACCAACUCGGGUAUUUCACUUGUAGAGAAAUGGGCCAUUCAAAUCUCAAAUCAUUUAGGAAAAGAAUUCCCACUGCAGUACUCAAACAUAGUGGGAAAUAUGCAUUUACCUACAUCUGGCAAUUCCGACAAUAUCACAUUGGAAUACACUGGCAUGAACUCGUCUGUUGGAAUAAAACAAGCAGAUGUUAUUAUGAUAACCUACCCAUUGCAAAACGAGUUGAUAUCAGAAGCACAGGCCCUAACGAAUAUGGAAUUUUAUUCUGUCAAACAAGUUAACUAUGGACCAGCUAUGACUUUCCCGAUCUUCUCGAUUGUCGCAUCACAUGUCUCUACGUCUGGAUGUGCUUCUCAGUCGUACUUACAAAAGGCUGUACAGCCAUUCUUAAGAGGUCCAUUUGCCCAAUUUUCUGAACAAAAUAACGAUGACUUUUUAACCAAUGGUGGCACUCAUCCAGCUUUCCCAUUCAUGACUGCCCACGGUGGAUUUUUACAAGCAGUAACACAGGGUCUCACUGGUUUAAGAUUUGGAUACGUCAUUGAAGAUGGGCAAAUCAAACGAGCUUUGGACUUGGAUCCUACUGCAUUGCCUUGUUUGCCUAAUGGGGUGAUUUUUGAUGGAAUCAAAUACAACAACCAUUCUCUUUCAUUCGCAGUCAAUGAAACUUCAUUCACUGUCAAAAAUAAUGGACCUAUUUCAGAGAAGUCUGAUGGAGUUGUUCGUAUAAGAAUUGCAGAUAGAAACCCAAGCAGAGGCAUAUACACCAUAAAUAGUGGUGAGGAUUUCAGUUUCCCAUUGUAUACACCUAAACCAAGCUACCCUACUAGUAUUUCUGAAUGUGGUUUGGCUAGUUUCUACAAUAUCACUGAUGGCGCAUAUGGGGAUUCUCCAAUUCUGAUAAACGACGGUGAUAACACUACUCAAUGGCAAGCAAAGUACAAUGACACCACUGGCAAGAUUCUUGUUGACUUCAAGCAAUUUAAGAACGUUUCUAAUGGAAUCAUUAAUUGGGGUGAUAAACCACCCAAGAAUUGGAAACUAUCUCAAUUCACUGGUUCAUUGGUAGAGUUUAAGGAUGUAGAAGACGUUUUAAGUCAAGUUGAUUUUGGCAAUGAAUUGUACAACAUAUACCGAUAUGAGGAUGAAGACUACAAGCUCUAUAAGCAAGAUGAGGUUUUCCAAGUAGUUCUCAGUUCCAACGUGAGUAUUUCGGCACCAUUCAUUUUGGAAGACUACAAUACCAUAGAACUUCCAAAGAGACAAAACACCACUGAAUUCACUAUAGACGAAGAAUUGUAUUCCCAGUUCCUAUUGAUCGAAAUUGAAGGGAUCCACAAUACUGUUCCUAUUGAAGAUGAUACUGGUGGAGCCAAAUUGUACGAAGUAGUGUUCUUCUGA